ACCCGUUCUGAUCCACACUCCACUCUAGAAGGUGGCGGUAAUGCACCCAAAGUUGUUUGCUAACCGGCAUUAAACAACAAAUGAGAAAGAAGAAGAAACAGCGUCAGUAGCAGCAGAAGCAGAGGAAGAAGAAGAAGACGCUCUCUCAUUGCUUCAUUACUGUCGUCACUAAGUUCAGGUAGACGGAGUGAAGAUGGCGACAACCUACGAGAGAUACAAUUUGCACACAACCCCAGAGAAGUUCUUCAUUGAGGCCUGUGAUGAGGGGGCUGAUGCAGUGCUGGCAAUCGACAGGGUGUCAAAUGAGAUGACCCUCGCAGGUAGAAAGGAUGUUCCCCCCUCAGCAGUCACCAGGCCUGUAUGCGGCAUCAUGGGAACUAUUCGCCUGAUAGCAGGGAUGUACCUAAUUGUCAUCACCAGAAAGAGGAAGGUGGGCAGCCUCCUGGGCCACGCUGUGUGGAAGGCUAUGGAUUUUGACGUGAUUUCUUAUAAAAAGACAGCGCUCCAUCUUUCCGAGAUCCAGUCUCAGGAGAAUAAGACCUUCCUGUCAAUGAUCAACAAUGUGCUGACUACAGAUGGCUUCUAUUUCUGUACGGACUACGACCUGACACACACACUGCAGCGGUUAGCCAACACCAGUCCUGAGUUCCAAGAGAUGAGCCUACUGGAGAGGGCAGAUCAGAGAUUCGUGUGGAAUGGAAACCUCCUGAGAGAACUGGCUGCACAGCCAGAGCUUCAUAAGUUUGCGCUUCCUGUUGUCCAUGGAUUCAUUGUCAUGAAGCCCUGCCGUAUAAAUGGGAAAAUCUUUGAGUGGGUUCUUGUAUCCAGGAGAAGCUGCUUCCGAGCUGGUGUCAGAUACUACGUUAGAGGCAUCGACUCUGAAGGCCAUGCUGCUAACUUCGUGGAGACUGAGCAGAUAGUGUUGUAUGAGGGAGCAAAAGCUUCAUUUGUGCAGACCCGUGGUUCCAUGCCCUUCUACUGGAGUCAGAGGCCCAACCUAAAAUACAAACCUAAACCUAUAAUCAGCAAAACCAUGACUCAUAUGGAUGGUUUUCAGAGGCAUUUUGAUUCUCAGCUCCUCAUCUAUGGGAAGCAAACUGUUCUCAACUUGGUAAAUCAAAAAGGCUCGGAGAAACCACUAGAACAGGCCUUUGCCAAGAUGGUGUCUGGUAUGAAUAAUGGUAUGCUCAAUUACAUAGCCUUCGACUUCCACAAAGAGUGCAGCCACAUGAGAUGGGACCGUCUCCAGAUCCUGGUGGAUGCUGUCACUGACACACAAGAUGAAUACAGUUACUUAAUGGUGAACUCUGAGGGGAAGACAGUGGCCCAGCAGAAGGGAGUGUUCCGCAGUAACUGCAUGGACUGCCUGGACAGGACCAACGUGAUCCAGAGCCUGCUUGCCCGACGCUCCUUACAGUCUCAGCUUCAGAGAAUGGGAGUUCUGAACGUGGGUCAGCGGAUUGACGAGCAAAUUGAGUUUGAAAAGAUCUAUAAGAAUGCAUGGGCUGACAAUGCCAAUGCAUGCGCUGUACAGUAUGCAGGAACUGGAGCCUUGAAAACAGACUUCACAAGGACGGGGAAGAGGACCAGCUGGGGUCUUUUGAUGGAUGGUUGGAACUCCAUGAUCCGCUACUAUAAAAACAACUUUUCUGAUGGAUUCAGACAGGAUUCCAUUGACCUGUUUCUGGGGAACUUUGCUGUCGAUGAUACAGAUGGACCCACUCCUCUUCGUGUACAGAAGGACUGGAAAUUCCUCACGCUGCCCAUCAUUAUGCUGGUAGCAUUUUCGAUGUGCAUCGUCUGUCUUCUCAUGGCUGGUGACACAUGGACAGAAACCAUGGCCUUUGUGGUGUUCUGGGGAGCUGCUAGUGCGAUAACAGCCACCAUCAUCCUGUUUAAUGGCCAAGACUUUGUGGACGCCCCCAAACUGGUUCACAAGGAGAAGAUGGACUGACUGUGUUUGUGUAUCUGUGUGAAAGGAGCGGCUUGGCCGAACAUACCUCAUCACUGUCUUCUUCCUCACAUCUGGACUCUAGGCUGAUCUGUUGCCUCCAUAUAGCCCUCUAGACUUUCUCAGCCAGAGCAGUUUUUCUGUCAUGUCUACAACGUAUUUUACCUUUUUUAGUAGUACUGCACACACUUCUUCACAAGGGUUACAUUUAUUUUCCUACAAUCCUCAUACUGUCUUUUAGGUGGGUUUUGCUGGUUUGUUGGGUGUGUUGGUGUUAUGUAUCAGUUAUCCAAAACCGUUUGUGUUCUUUACUUCCCACAAACAAUGCAACUUCUAUACAGUUAUGCUACUGCAACUUUUCUUGUGUAACAUUUUUAAACAUUUAAAUGUGUAAAAACCGAUACAAGAGCAAGGGAGGUGUCUAAUGCAGUUUGUUCAUGUACACAGUCGAGAGGAAUCAAACAUUUUAAAACGUGAUGGCAAAGUGUGCACAUAUAGGUGGGCUAUGCCUGUAUAGAACCUUUAAAACUGCAUUAAUCGUGCGUGUGUGUGUUUCAGCACUAACAUUUGGUGCUGGGCAGGUCAUUUACUUGGGAUAUAACCUUUUUCGGUGUAAACCUUCCUGCUGCUGAAAAUGUGGAAAUGAUACAACAGAGUUGUGAACAACAAAACCAAAACAAUGAGCUGAAAGAUUUAAAAAGCUCUGUAGUAUUUCAAAGUUGGGUCAUAAUUGUUAAAAUUACUGAUGAGUGCAGCUUUAAAGGCACUUGCUCUAGUUGUAUUCAUCUCAAACAGAGGAUUUAUUACUGUACACCUAAACAGUAACAUGGUACUUAGUCAUGCACAUAUUGAAAUGUAUGUUAUGAUGGCUAGAGCACAGUAUGUACAUGUUAAUCUUUAAAGCCUUGUAAGUGAAAUAUAAAUGUUUGGCCAAUCUGUAUGCAA
Messenger RNA from Monopterus albus (swamp eel), 2896 nucleotides. It is a transcript of the gene sacm1la, whose product is annotated as SAC1 like phosphatidylinositide phosphatase a. The coding region runs from base 194 to 1954 and encodes 586 amino acids. The transcript has 20 exons. The record is from RefSeq and is a predicted model, not a curated record. Gene Ontology annotation, cellular component: endoplasmic reticulum. Gene Ontology annotation, biological process: phosphatidylinositol dephosphorylation. Gene Ontology annotation, molecular function: phosphatidylinositol-4-phosphate phosphatase activity. NCBI's taxonomy places the organism in Eukaryota, Metazoa, Chordata, Actinopteri, Synbranchiformes, Synbranchidae.